Molecule: messenger RNA, 3705 nt
Organism: Etheostoma cragini (Arkansas darter)
Lineage: Eukaryota; Metazoa; Chordata; Actinopteri; Perciformes; Percidae
Gene: usp5
Product: ubiquitin specific peptidase 5 (isopeptidase T)
Exons: 20
Coding region: 307-2853 (848 amino acids)
Biological process (GO): protein deubiquitination
Molecular function (GO): zinc ion binding; cysteine-type deubiquitinase activity; protein binding
Source: RefSeq, a predicted model, not a curated record
ACGGGCAUUACCGUAAAUAUGCAAGUAAAAGAGGUUAAACUGAUCUUAAUGCUUUAUAAAACCACAACGGUUGUAUGUAUUUUACACAUUACGGUAACAAGCCGCAGCCACUCGGCGUGCGAGCGACUGAGUUUGUUCGGCCUUCCCUCAACACAAGGCAGCAUCCCAUGAUUCAUUCAGCCAAACACAGACAGCACUAGACGGGCUAGACAACGGACACUCUUCCGAGCAAGGGAAUCAUAGGGCUGGGGGUCAAAAGUAAGAGGAGCAAGUGUCCCAUUGAAAGGAGGAACUAGCUAGCUAGUCAUGGCGGAGGUUGGUGAGGUUUUGAUGUCGGUUUUGUCCACGAUUCGGGUUCCGAAGCCCGGGGACCGUGUCCACAAAGACGAAUGCGCCUUGUCAUUUUCCUCGCCGGAAAGUGAAGGAGGUCUGUAUGUGUGCAUGAACAGUUUUCUUGGUUUUGGGAGUCAAUAUGUGGACAGGUACCAUGCCCGGACUGGACAGAGGGCUUACUUGCACAUCACCCGGACUCGCAAGCCUAAGAAAGAAGAUGACAGUAACUCUGGAUCGGGACACCCACCUAAGAAAAAGCCCACCAGAUUAGCUAUAGGGAUUGAAGGAGGGUUUGAUGUGGAGCAGGAACAGUAUGAGGAGGAUGUUAAGGUGGUCAUUUUACCUGACAGACAGGAAGUGACAACAGAGGACCUUGCUACCAUGCCUGACGUUGUAAGAGAGCGGGUGUCCCUGUCGAUGACGGGUAUCAUGGCAGCCGACUCAGUGUCUCAUGCUUUACAAGUUCAACAGUGGGAUGGAGAGGUGAGACAGGAGUCAAGGCAUGCCGCUGACCUUAAACAGCUUGACAAUGGAGUCAAGAUCCCUCCCAGUGGCUGGCGGUGUGAGGUGUGUGACCUCCAAGAGAAUAUUUGGAUGAACCUGACGGACGGAAAAUUGCUGUGUGGUCGCAGAUAUUUUGAUGGGUCCGGGGGCAACAACCAUGCCCUACUCCACUUCCAGGAGACGGGAUACCCAAUUGCUGUCAAACUCGGUACCAUUACUCCCGAUGGAGCAGAUGUGUAUUCAUAUGAUGAGGAUGACAUGGUUCUGGAUUCCAAGUUACCAGAGCACCUGGCUCACUUUGGCAUUAACAUGAUGACCAUGGAGAAGACCGAGCGAACGAUGACAGAGCUGGAGAUUGCUGUGAACCAACGUGUUGGGGAGUGGGAGGUGAUCCAGGAGUCUGGGACCACCCUACAGCCCCUAUUUGGCUCUGGUUUGACUGGCAUGAAGAAUCUGGGCAACAGCUGCUACCUCAACUCUGUCAUGCAAGUGCUCUUCACUGUUCCAGACUUCCAGAACAAGUACGUCUCCAACAUCGACAAGAUCAUUGAUGAAGCCCCGAGCGACCCCACCCAGGACUUUAAAACCCAAGUAGCCAAGCUCGGCUACGGUCUGUUGUCAGGAGAAUAUUCCAAACCAGCACCAGACCAUGGAGAUGAAAAUGCUGCGUCUGAACCUAGGGGAGACCAGAUCGGCAUAGCACCACGAAUGUUUAAAGCACUUGUUGGGCGGGGCCACCCAGAGUUCUCCACCAAUCGACAACAGGAUGCUCAGGAGUUUUUAUUGCACUUCAUAAACAUGGUGGAGAGAAACUGUCGCUCUGGGUCCAACCCAUCUGAAGCCUUUAGGUUCCUGGUGGAAGAGAGGAUUGUGUGUCAGCAGUCACAGAAAGCCAAGUACACGCAGCGGGUGGAUUACAUUGUUCAGCUGCCUGUGCCAAUGGACCAGGCUACCAACACAGAAGAGCUUCAGGAGGCAGAACGCCGGCGUGAGGAGGGCGACUCGUCAGCCCCCACAGUGCGUGCACAAAUCCCCUUCACAGCUUGCAUGGCGGCCCUCAGUGAACCAGAGAUCCUCGCAGACUUCUGGAGCUCGGCUGUUCAGUCCAAGACUACCGCUACUAAAACGACCCGCUUUGCCUCUUUUCCCGACCACCUGGUCAUCCAGAUUAAGAAGUUCACCUUUGGCCUUGACUGGGUGCCCAAGAAACUGGAUGUGAGCAUCGACGUUCCUGAUACUCUGGACCUGAGCGCGCUAAGGGCAACCGGCCAGCAGCAAGGGGAAGAGCUUCUACCAGAGGUGGCCCCGCCUCCACUCAUGACCCCAGAUGUGGAGGUUAAAGGUAUCCUGGGUUUCCAUGGCAACGAGGAGGACGACUCUCUCUACUCCCCACUACUGUCUCCAGUCCUUGAUGACUCUACUGUGUCCCAGUUAUGUGAAAUGGGAUUCCCACUGGAGGCCUGCCGGAAAGCGGUGUACUACACUGGAAACACUGGAAUUGAUGCUGCCAUGAAUUGGAUCAUGGGCCAUAUGGAUGACCCAGACUUUGGUUCCCCCCUGGUGUUGCCAGGCUGCAGCUCCGGCCCCGGGACCACACCCACAGAGAGCCUCUCUGAGGAGCACCUGGCAACCAUCGUCUCUAUGGGCUUCAGCCGAGACCAGGCAACUAAAGCGCUUCGAGCCACGAGUAAUGUCCUAGACCGGGCAGUGGACUGGAUCUUCUCCCACCUGGAUGACCUUGAGUCCAUGGAUGUGUCUGAAGGCGGUCGCUCGGCCGCAGAGAGUGAGGGUGGCAGGGAUCCUCCACCUGGACCUCGUGUCCGAGACGGACCAGGCAAGUAUGAGCUUUUUGCGUUCAUCAGUCACAUGGGGACGAGCACAAUGUGCGGCCACUACGUCUGUCACAUCAAGAAGGAUCAGCAGUGGGUCAUCUUCAACGAUCAGAAGGUGUGCGCUUCAGAGAAACCUCCCAAAGACCUGGGAUACCUCUACUUUUACAGGAGAGUGGCUGAAUAGACAAGGGAAUGCUACACUGGGGGGGGGGGGGGGGGGGGGGGGGCGAAGCUGAGUAAUGUAACACAAACACAAAGGACACCAUUCAUAGUCGCACCCCACCAAGUUCUUACAAAUGCCCUGGCAUGCUUCACAACUGAUAAAAGUGUAAAUAAAUCUGUCGGAUUUCAUAUAUACACGGUUACAUAAAUUGGUGCAGAUGAACAGAUAAGGUGUAAGAAGAUUUUUCCUUUUGAUCCAUUGAUUACAAAACAUGUUUAGAGAAUCAGAUUCAGUUAGUUACCUGGACAGCUAUGCUGAGUAAAACCAUUUGAAAUAUGUUUAAACACCUGUUCCAUGUUUUACUGAUUUUACCAGCAAUUUUAUCCAGAUAAUUUAGAAAAACUGCUUCAAUGAAACCGAAGGGUUCCUAUGUCCCUUCACUCUUCAUGUAACAGUCACCUUCGUCCACAUCUUGAAUAUUGAUUUCCAAUGCCAUCAGUAGUCACUGCCCUUUCCCAUCAAAAUGAGUGACUUCCACCCCCCCUCUUCUUUUAUUGGAUGGUUUCAGUUUGGUGUCACCCAUUUAGACCGGCACCAACUCCUCCUCCACCAGUUUCAGUGAGGAAGUUAAAAAAAAAACUGUUGAACAUCCAUGAAGAGCGGAAAUGUCAGAAAAAUCAAACAAAUAUAUAACCGCUCAAAUGUGUUUGACAAAAAGGAAAUAAAAAAUAAAGUCUAAACACCAAAUGUACUUGUAUUUUCUCUGAAGUAUGGCGAGGGUGAUAUCUGGGGAAUUUGUUUUAUUUUGUUUUUAUUUUGCAAACAAAUCCUUGUUACUUCUGCUGUGACAAAUAAAGAAUUGUCUUUCUGUCA